This is a messenger RNA of Nothoprocta perdicaria, 2601 nucleotides long. RefSeq names its product ventricular zone expressed PH domain containing 1 (gene VEPH1). Gene Ontology annotation, cellular component: plasma membrane. The coding region runs from base 91 to 2601 and encodes 836 amino acids. The record is from RefSeq and is a predicted model, not a curated record. Gene Ontology annotation, biological process: regulation of signal transduction. The transcript is spliced from 14 exons. Gene Ontology annotation, molecular function: phosphatidylinositol-5-phosphate binding. Lineage: Eukaryota; Metazoa; Chordata; Aves; Tinamiformes; Tinamidae.
CGCAGCCCGGUGGCCCCCAGGCCCGUUCGCGUGCUGUGCUCCUCGAUGCCCACCCGCACGCGUGGGUGCCCAUGCGGGCCGCCGUGAGCCAUGCACCAGCUCUUCGGGCUCGUCCUGGCCCAGAAGGACCUCUCACGUGCUGGCGACCUCUUCUCCUUGGAUAACGCCGAAAUCGAAGGGAGCAUCUCGGAAGCUCUCGAACAAAUAAGAAUAAUUAGUUCCUCUGUGGACUACCACACCAAUGACAACGACCAGGCGGUGGUGGAGAUCUGCAUCACUCGCAUCACCACGGCCAUCAGGGAGACAGAGUCCAUAGAAAAGCACGGCGAGGCGCUGGUGGCUCUCUGGGAGUCCUGUCUGGAGCACAACCUGAGGCCUUCGGGAAGAGACGAGGACACCCCACACUCAAAAAUAGCGUCUGAUAUCAUGAGCUGUAUCUUGCAGAAUUACAAUCGGCCUCCAGUAAUGGCCUUAGCUGUCCCAGUGGCCGUGAAAUUUCUUCAGAGGGGAAAUAAGGAACUGUGUAGAAACAUGUCGAGUUAUCUGUCGUUGGCUGCGAUUGCUGAAGUGGAUCUGCUGGCUGAUCACACGGAUGCCAUUGUCAAAAGUGUCCUUCAAGGCAACUCCAUGCUGCUGCGCGUCCUGCCCUCCCUGUAUGAGAAGCGACCGCAGCCGAUAAGCCAGCGCCUGCGGGAGCUCGUGGCGCUCACGGCUCAGCUGGACCAAGCCGAGCACCACCACCUUCUAAGGCUCUUCCAGACGUUGGCUAGGAAGAAAGAACUUGAGGUGCUUAAAGAGUGUAUUCCAUUUCUAAUGAGACACUUAGGAAACCCUAAUUACAGCGACGUUAUUUUAAACAUACUUACAGAAAUCUCUAGCUACAAGCCCACAGCCUUAGCCGCUUUCCUUCCAAUGCUGAAGGAAAUUGGUGAGAGUUUUCCGAGCUUGAUUGGCCAGACGGCCAAGAUCUUCGGAGCUGUUGGGCGUGUUGAUGAGGAGCAAGCCAGAGUGUGUCUGAUGUAUUUGGUGAACCAACUGGCCAACAUGGAGCACUCCUUUCACCAUAUUCUCCUGCUGGAAAUCAAGAACCUCACCGACACCUUCUCUGGCAUCUUGGGCACGCAGAGCAGAGAUAUCUACCGCAUGAGCAACAGCUUCACGGCCAUAGCCAAGCUCCUGAGCCGGCAGCUGGAGCAGGACGGCGCCCCGCGAGCCAGAAGGAAAAUCCAGACAGAAAGUGAUGCCGAAACGAAGCCUGCGGUACCAUUGGAGGAUUUAAAGUCUGUUAUGCACGGAAAAGAAGAAGAUGAAAAGCUGCAAGUCAAAAUCCAGGCUUUUGAAGAAAAAAUAAGUGUUGACAACAAUACUCCUGGCUCCGUGCGCCGAUACAGUUUAGGGCAGGUUUCUAAAGAAGAAAGGAAGGAUAUGAGAUUUAACAGAUCCAAAAGUCUCGCUUUGCAUGCAGUCCGCUUGAAGGGGGCAAGCAUGGACAGUGGACAAGACCAGGAGAAUGGGGACAUAAGUGCUGGUAUCUCCUUCACCGAGAUCUACAUUAGCCAAGAAAAUGAUAAAUUGCCUUUUAGCGUGGAUACUGAAGAAGUGCAACUGGGAAAUUCUUUGGUUUCCCACCAAAGUAUCGAUUGCACAGAAUCGGAAAAUCUGCCAGAGACUGCUAAAGAAAAGGUCCAAGAAGGAAGUACAGAGACAAUAGAGAGUCCUGUGGAAUACCAGGAUAAGCUCUACUUGCACUUGAAGGAAAACCUGGGCAAAGUGAAAGCCUAUGUCACGGAGAUGGGGAGGAAAAUUCCCAUCCCUGAUCAGUGUGUUAUUGAAGAUACUGUUAGAAGUUGCGUGGCCAAGUUGUUCUUCAGCUGUCCCCUGAAGGGCCAUUACUGCCUGUACAGUAAAUCCAGCUUUACCCUCGUCAGCCGGCAGCCUCCGCUGUGGAUCCACAUCAUGUUUCUCUUUCAGCAGAGCCUGUUUGCAGAGCCCUUGUCCACACAGAGCAGUCCCGUGCAGGUCCUGAAGGCCCUGUGGGAGAAGACGCAGCUCAAGGGGACGCACAGCUUCGAAACGGCCAUGAUCCAGUGCACGUUUCCACACCAGAAGGAUCUGGACCAUGUACAGAUGCACCUGGAAGAAGUGAGGUUCUUUGAUUUAUUCGGCUACAGCGAGGAAGCAGGAACUUGGCAGUGUUUUAUGUGCAAUAAUCCCGAGAAGGCAACAGGUGUGAACCAGGACGGGCAGCCUCUCAUCGAAGGCAAGCUCAAGGAGAAGCAAGUCCGCUGGAAGUUCAUCAAGAGGUGGAAAACCCGCUACUUCACCCUUGCUGGCAACCAGCUGCUUUUUCGGAAAGGCAAAUCCAAAGACGACCCAGACGACUGCCCCAUCGAGCUCAGCAAGGUGCAGAGCGUUAAAGUGGUGGCGAGGAAGCGCCGGGACCGCAGCCUUCCUCGCGCCUUUGAGAUCUUCACCGAGAGCAAGACGUACGUGUUCAAGGCCAAAGACGAGAAGAACGCGGAGCAGUGGCUGCAGUGCCUCAACGUGGCCGUGGCGCAGGCCAGGGAAAGGGAGAGCAGGGAGGCCACCACCUACCUGUAG